GUGAGAUGAAGGGGAAUGCUUCGUCCGAAUGAUUUGAUGCACAUAUAGCAAGGCCACAGUGACAAAGCACGCGAAGAUACGACCUAUGUGGCCGACUAGCUUGUCUGACUGCAUGUAUCGAGACCCACUGACGACGACCUUCGCAUACAUACCUCGACCAUGGCGGCCUAACUUUAGGUCGCUUGACCUGCACUCCCUGCCGCCAAGGGCAAAUCGGACACUUUUCUGCGGUGCAUUUUGUCAACCCUUCUAGCACAAUAGCCUAUCUUGGUUGACUCGAUCACGGCUGUCACAAUUGGGAAUUACCCGGCGGUAGUACGAAAAGGGCAGGUCGAUAUAUCAAGGUGUCAAGUCAGAGCAUAGUGCCAUUCACGGGCCGAUUCUUCUUUUUUUGGCUAUGAGGCAUUGCUUGAAGGUUCGUCCGACUUUGUAUGCUGCUAAUUUUUCGUUCGUGGCCAGGGCAAGGCUAUGGGUGUGGGCGAGUAAAAUACUUUGAUGGCUCGAGCUGAAACCAAGGUGGACAUCACGGCCGGACAAUGUCAAGGUGACCACCUGAUUGCGAACU
This is a messenger RNA of Microdochium trichocladiopsis, 565 nucleotides long. RefSeq lists its product as uncharacterized. Lineage: Eukaryota; Fungi; Ascomycota; Sordariomycetes; Xylariales; Microdochiaceae. The transcript has a single exon. The coding region runs from base 86 to 253 and encodes 55 amino acids. The record is from RefSeq and is a predicted model, not a curated record.